AUGUAUUUACCACGUCCAGAAUUUGUCAACCAACAUCAUUCAACUUCCGAUGAACCUAAUCGUUAUACACCAUCAACAAGUCCAUAUACAGCACAAUUAUAUCAUUCACCAUCACCACGUUUUGUUCAUUCACCCGGUGAUAAAAUACCUAAUCCUACUUCAUCACUUAUAAAUACUCCAGUUACAUCCCCUUAUUCAAGUAUAAAUACUAGUCAUUGUUCACCAUCAUCUAAUGAUAUGUGCAAUAAUAAUAAUAAUAAUAACAAUAAUAAUAAUAAUAAUAAUAAUAAUAAUAAUAAUAAUAAUAUUAACAAUUCAUCAAUUAUUAAUAGUAGGCAAUCAUCACCACUUACAAAUUCAACAUCAUCACAUGCUGUACUAAAAAAACGUAUUUUAAAUGCAUUAAAACAAGAAGCACAAGAUGAACAACAAAAUAAUCAAACAAUACAAGAUUGUUCACCUUUAAUGGAACACAAUAUUGAUCAAGAUAAACAACAAAUACAUAUUGAAAAUUCUUCAGAAUAUCCAACAUCAUCAUCACUGAUACUUAAAACAAUUGCUCAUGUUGAUAAUCCAACAGUUGACACAAUAACAACAACUAUAAAAAGAUCA
Rotaria sordida is the source of this 612-nucleotide messenger RNA. The record is from the annotation of a GenBank genome assembly. NCBI's taxonomy places the organism in Eukaryota, Metazoa, Rotifera, Eurotatoria, Philodinida, Philodinidae.